GAAGAAGAAGAAGAAGAAGAAGAGGAAAAAGCAAGCCAACCAGGGGAAGCCCAAUUGUUUUCUUCAUGGAUGAUACUUGAUUUAUUAGUAUCACGGGCACUCCUGAGUCCUCAUACCUCGUCUUGUUUAAUUCAACUUCUCGUCUCGUCUCGUCUCGUCUAUUUUAUUACCGAGCUGGGUUUGAUUUGAAUCACUUCUCCUCUUAUUACUUCUCUUUAUAUUCUGCCUCACCUGCCUCUAUUCUACGCUCAACAUUCCAACAAACUCACUCCUGUCUCUCCUCUCACCAUCAACCAAUAUACUUUUAUUUAUCACACUACUCCACCGACCGGUCAAAGACGGAUCCUCUCGCGUUCCUUGUCCCACAUUCGCGGCUCUGACGGCGCUGAUACUUGAUACCGGGGCUUGGCCGUGGCUUGGCCUGGGCAGUCGUCAGAGAACGAAUCUGGAGUACGAGCUGAGCAAUCACUGAAGAGCAAUAGGGCGAAAAGAAAAGAAAAGGGGAAAGGGGGAAAAGGAGAAAAGGAAGAAAAUACAGCGGGAAUGGUCACGGCGUAUAUCGAAUGAAGCAGCUAAUCUAAGCCGACACGACGACAUAUAACACCGCCAACAAAAAAAGGGGGUCGAGAACGGGUUUCAUUCAUGCUACGAACCCAACCAUUUUCUACUUGAGGGCUGAGCUGAGCUGAGUUGAGCUGAAUCUUUUGGAAACGAGCAAACCAAACCGCACAUACCUGAAACGAUAAGCGGCGAUAAUAAGCUCCAACCCUCAAGUCAUUUCGAGCUGAAGCGGGCGACAACACUCUUAAAAUAAUCCUUACAACAUCAACAGAUUAACUUGAGAGAUAUCAAAGUUGAAAUACUUGUACUACGGUACCUAGGGCAAAUCUGUUCCUGGUUUCACUACGUCACUUUUGGCUGUUCGUUCCCCGCCCUACCAAGCAUCCCCACCAAUCCCAAGACGGUCUGCACCCCCCCAAAGCUACGAGCGGAAUCAACCUUGGCCCUCACCCCUGGAACACCGUGAACACCUAUUGCAGGACACUUUGUGGGUGUCAUCGCCUGGAAAUCCGCCUGAGCUGAGCGCCUGAGACGCCUGGACGCACCCGAGCCGACCACAUCACACCCUUCCAGUCCAGGACCUACCCGACUGUACAGCUCCAGCACCCCCGCUGUCGAUCGAUCUAUCACCCUCCAUAACUUUUGAGACUCCAGUGCUGUCUGUGUGUGACAGGGAGCUCCAGCUGUUGGAGCCCCAGUCCCGCCGAGCCAAGGCCUUCUCUUCGUCAUGGUGCGCAUCAUCCCAACACGGCUCAAAUCGACCUCUCGAUCCUCCUCUUCUUCCUCCACAACCAUACACUCCGUCAGCAACACCAACGGAAGAACCAAAAACAACCGCAGCAACAGUCCUCCCAUGCGCUCGAAAAAUGAUAGCACGAGCCCUUCGAGGGACGCUGGAAAUGGUCUGGCCCUCAGAGUUUAUAUUAUAAAGGGAAAAGACCUUGCAGCCAAAGAUCGAAGCGGCACAUCCGAUCCUUACCUCGUUCUUUCUAGCGGCGACUCUCGAAUCGUAACCAACGAUGUCCCAAAGACUCUUAACCCAGAGUGGAACGCCACCGAGGAAAUUCCCCUCACAUCUGUCCAGAACUUGGUCCUGGAUGUCAUCUGCUGGGACAAGGACCGCUUUGGAAAAGAUUACAUGGGCGAGUUCGAUCUCGCUCUCGAAGAGAUCUUCAACAACGACAAGGUGGAACAGGAACCUACCUGGUACCGUCUCAAGAGCAAGCGUCCUGGCAAGAAGACGAGUGUUGUCUCUGGCGAAAUCCAGUUACAGUUUUCCCUCUUCGACUCGACGAACCCGUCAGCGACACCACAGCAAAUCCUCGAAAAGUUCCAAGCCCUUGUAGGAACUGCUCCCGCUGGCUCUCGAAACGUAACACCCUCGAUGACACCGAACUUGGCCCCCACAGGCUCCCAGUCCGCCCCCAACCCUCAGGACAGUCCUAGUGAUGAUGAUGAUGACGAUUUCGACGAAGACGACUCCGACGAGGGUGACGAGGAUGAAGGUGAACAAGAUGCUACGAAGCGCAAGCGCCGACUUCGAAUUCGAGGACUGAAGAAGAGGAGACGCAAUAACCCUUAUGCCUUUGCCAGCAGUGGCUCUGACGUUGUUGGAAUCAUCUAUCUUGAGGUCAUCAAGAUCACAGACCUGCCUCCCGAAUCGAACCUUACUCGCACAAGCUUCGACAUGGACCCGUUCGUUGUGGCAUCCCUCGGCAAGAAAACAUACCGCACUCGACGCAUUCGUCAUGACCUCAACCCCGUUUAUAACGAGAAGAUGCUGUUCCAUAUCCAAAGUCACGAGCAGCAAUACUCCUUCGCUUUUACUGUCAUCGACCACGAUAAAUACUCCGGUAACGAUUUCAUUGCCUCGUGCGAUCUUCCAAUCCACCAAUUGAUCGAGAGAGCCCCCAAAGCAAACCCCGAAACCGGACUCUAUGAUCUCCAAGUCCCUGCACAGGCCGAGCAGCUUCCUUCGCGAUCGCGGUUCAAGAAGCUCGCCAUGUCACGAUCCAACUCUUCCUCCAGUAUCAGCAAGAUGAUUCGUCCCCCACUGAGCAAGCACGCCUCCAACACGAGCAUGGUAUCAGCGACUCCUGCUCCUGCGCCCACCUCAGCACCCGAUCCUAACAAGCUGGCACCCGCGGAUGUCCUCGCCAAUACUGGUUCUGAUCCUGACUCAGCCAACCAGGACAGCGGAGAUGCCGACUUUUAUGAGUAUAACGUUCCUCUGAAGAUGAAGAACACCGAAAAGUGGGAGAAGAAGCACAACCCCGUUCUAUACCUCCGCGCGAAGUACAUGCCAUAUGAUGCCCUCCGACAGCAGUUCUGGCGAGCCAUGCUUCGGCAAUAUGAUGCCGAUGAGAGUGGUCGCAUCAGCAGAAUCGAGCUCACAACGAUGCUUGAGUCUCUGGGCUCUACGCUUACCGAGAAUACCAUCGACGGCUUUUUCAAGCGAUUCCCCCACCGUGAUGCUGAUAACGACGAGAACUGGGAGCUCACGAUGGACGAGUGCGUUAUCUGCUUGGAGGACCAGUUGGAAGGACGAAGGCGAUCCUCAGGCACAGCUGCAGAUAAACUAAAGGGUUUGGUGCCCGAGAUGAAGAACCUCCUCCACGUGCCAGGUCAUGGACACAACAACAACGGUGGCUCAGAGACCCCCAGCGUUCUAGAACUCGACUCGACGUCGGGAACUCAGACUCCCAUCUCAAAUGUCCCCACUUUGAAGACACCUGCAGAUGAGGAGGGUGACCCCCUCGAUAAGUCUGACAGCAGUGACGACCGUUCUGAAGAGCAUGUCGUAGAGAUCCGAGAAUGUCCUAUCUGUCACCAGCCGCGACUCAACAAGCGUAAGGAUGCUGACAUCAUCACCCACAUUGCGACAUGCGCAAGCCAAGACUGGAGGCAAGUCAAUAGCGUGCUAGUGGGCGGAUUUGUCACAGCCAGUCAGGCGCAGCGCAAGUGGUACUCGAAGGUCAUUACCAAGAUCUCUUACGGCGGUUACAAGCUGGGUGCCAACUCGGCCAAUAUCCUUGUGCAAGAUCGUCUCACGGGGCAGAUCAACGAGGAGAAGAUGAGUGUUUAUGUAAGACUCGGCAUUCGUCUGCUGUACAAGGGACUCAAAUCUCGAGAUAUGGAGAACAAGCGAAUCCGAAAACUGCUCAAAAAUCUGAGUAUCAAGCAGGGUAAGAAGUUUGACGAUCCUGCAUCCAAGGAUGAAAUUGAAAAGUUCAUUGCUUUCCAUGGUCUCGACAUGUCGGAAGUCCUGUUGCCGUUGGAGGAGUUCAACAACUUCAAUGAGUUCUUCUACCGCGCCCUGAAGCCUGGUGCUCGACCCUGCUCUGCGCCCGACAACCCUCACAUUAUCGUCUCACCAGCCGAUUGUCGAAGCGUCGUCUUCAACUCUAUCACUGUCGCUACCAAGAUUUGGGUCAAGGGUCGUGAGUUUAACAUGAAGAGGCUUCUCGGCGACGCCUACCCUGAGGAUGUGUCCCGGUUUGAGGGCGGAGCUCUGGGCAUCUUCCGACUGGCUCCUCAGGAUUAUCAUCGCUUCCACAUCCCUGUGGACGGUGUCAUGGGCAAGCCCAAGACGAUUGAGGGUGAAUACUAUACAGUGAACCCCAUGGCUAUCCGAUCGGCUCUGGACGUUUACGGAGAGAACGUGAGAGUUCUCGUGCCAAUUGACAGUGAACAACACGGACGCGUCAUGGUUAUUUGCGUCGGUGCAAUGAUGGUAGGCAGCACUGUCAUUACCCGCCAGGAGGGUGAGAGAGUCCACCGAGCAGAAGAGCUUGGAUACUUCAAGUUUGGUGGCAGCACCAUCCUGCUGCUUUUUGAACCUGGACGAAUGGUGUUCGACGAUGAUCUUGUCGACAAUAGCAAGGAUGCACUUGAAACUCUGGUCCGAGUUGGCAUGUCUGUUGGCCACACGCCUAGUGAGCAACAGUGGACUCCUGAUAUGCGAAAGAAGGCAGAGAACAUCACGGAAGCGGACAAGAGAGCUGCCAAGAGACGAAUCCAGGGCAACGUAGCCUUGCAGGAGUCUCCAGAUGGUAGUGGAGAGGAAGAGCAGCCAUCAAGAUUAACAUCCAAGCCCACCAUCGAUACAAUGGCUGCGUCGGCGAUGUAGAGACGUCGGCAUGGCACGCGGAAGCGAUGUAAGCGGAGAUGCCGCCGAUGGACGCGGAGACGACAGGGCAUAUAUUCAACAUUAAGCAGGGCAUGUAGAAGCUGGAUAGGUAGCCUCCGGAGACGUAGAUAUGACCAUUGAGCUGGUUAUCGAGGGAUUUGUAUGAGGACAGAGGAAUACAUGUUCGGUCCGUGGUCAUUGGACAAGGAGAAACAGGAUAGGAUAUAACUUGGUGCAUGAGCAACGAAACGACGUAAACGAAAAAGCGAAGCGAAGUGGAUACAAACGGACAGUAGCACAGACACUUUUCUGUUUAUAUUAGUGCAUAUAUGCUUAACUAUUUAGUGAUACAUCAGAAUGCUUGGUAUUGGUGUCACAUGGAGCCCUAUCAUACAGGACCAACUUGCAUACGUCAGUCGUCAGCCAUCCUCCUCAUAGACCCAUGAUGAAGCAGG
Messenger RNA from Fusarium verticillioides 7600, 5145 nucleotides. Its product is annotated as phosphatidylserine decarboxylase. Lineage: Eukaryota; Fungi; Ascomycota; Sordariomycetes; Hypocreales; Nectriaceae. Gene Ontology annotation, biological process: phospholipid biosynthetic process. The coding region runs from base 1289 to 4690 and encodes 1133 amino acids. The transcript has 5 exons. The record is from RefSeq and is a predicted model, not a curated record. Gene Ontology annotation, molecular function: phosphatidylserine decarboxylase activity; calcium ion binding.